Diaporthe amygdali is the source of this 561-nucleotide messenger RNA. RefSeq lists its product as uncharacterized. Gene Ontology annotation, biological process: positive regulation of mitotic metaphase/anaphase transition. The record is from RefSeq and is a predicted model, not a curated record. The coding region runs from base 1 to 561 and encodes 186 amino acids. Lineage: Eukaryota; Fungi; Ascomycota; Sordariomycetes; Diaporthales; Diaporthaceae. The transcript has 2 exons. Gene Ontology annotation, cellular component: anaphase-promoting complex.
AUGGCCACCCGCAUCACUGGCGGGGAGGGACCCCAGCAGCAGCAGCAGCAACGACGUCAGCAACAACAAUCACAACACCACCCACAGCAGCAGCAAGGAGCCCUCAAGUCAGCCUGGCCGCCGUUGAUCGAGACUACAAGGGAGAUUGACGAGAACAUCGGACGAACGCCCACAUCCACCAUGAACAAAGACUCGCACUUCACCUCCCUCCACCUGCACCGCGCGCGCGACGCCGACCUCUUCGAGUCCUUCGCCAAGGACCGCCUGCCCGCCGACGACAUCUACGUGCCCGCGCACCACCAGCCCGUCAACCCGGAGGACGAGGACGACGUCGUGCCCGACCAGCACGCCGCCUUCGGCAUCCAGAAGGCCACCCUGCUGCGCCGCGAGCCCGCCUGGCGCGACUUCGGCCUCGCCGAGCUCAUGGCCAAGGGGCCCGACGCCGCCGCGUGGAGGGGCGCCGCCGGCGGGAGGGGCAAGGGCGCCGGCGCUGGGGCUGGGCCUGGGGCUGGCGGUGCUGGGAAGAAGGCCGCUGGGGGUGGGAGUCGGCUGCCUAGGUAG